Messenger RNA from Amoebophrya sp. A25, 285 nucleotides. NCBI's taxonomy places the organism in Eukaryota, Dinophyceae, Syndiniales, Amoebophryaceae. The record is from the annotation of a GenBank genome assembly.
GCGCCUCCGGUUGAAGAGAUCCGUCAUGCUGCUUGGCCGUCGUACGCCACCGAUUCCCCAGGCGAGCACUUCACGUUGCCGGAAUUCAAGGCCCUGCUGAGAGUAUACGAUCUUCGAGAAGCGCGAGUGGCUUUGUCACCCAUAUCGCAACUGUCGCAGUCCUUGUUACCCGAUGAGGAGGCGGGAAAGUUUUUCCAUUGGAGCUUGGUUCUGAAAUUGGGUCUGAAACCCUUUGGAACGUGCGGCAAUCCGAAUAGUUCUAUCGCGCUGGAUAAAGAAGGCGAG